AUGAAGGAUUGGGACAUUCCUAGGCCACAAAGGCGCCGUUUGGCAGGCAAGGCUCUCCGUGGACGCCACUAUUGCUGCUACCGCUGCUGCAGACUUCUCUGCGUAUGUCAUCCGACGACCCAAUUCCAACAUCAUGCAAAUGUUGAACCUAUUGCUCACAUCUCAACUAGAAAGGUAUGGGACACACAUACUGGGGAGUGUCUGCACACAUUGCAGCACUCCCACAUUGUCCGAGCCGUUGCGUUCCCCGUUCAAGCCGGCCCUCAAAUCCUAGCCACAGGUGGCAUGGAGAAGAAAUUACGUAUCUUUGACCUCUCCAGAGCUCAGGGCAGUAGUUCAUCUUCACCUACGUCUCAAAAUGCAGCCAACGGCGCAAGUUCCAACUCAUCUUCCUCCAACGCCAUGAGCUAUGAGAUUGGUCCGGGCAUACACAACGGAACUAUCAAAUCUAUUAUCUGGUACCAGGACUACAACAUCCUUGUGACUGCCGCAGAUGACAAGAAGGUUCGAUGGUGGGAUCUCCGUUCUCGUCACCCAUGUGCGGAAUAUGCCGUGGAUGGGACAAUUGGUAGCUGUGAGAUGAAUGCGAUUUCAACGACACCUAACGACCCGGGCGUAUUGAGCGUUGCUGCAGGCAAAGCAGCGUACUUUUUUGACCCCGUGCAGCCAGGCCGGUUGUUGAAAAAGACUGAUUUCUCGUAUGAGCUUGCUAGUAUUGCAGUUAACAAGGCAACGAGCCGGUUUGUCACCGGCAGCACAGGCGAUACAUGGGCGCGCGUUUACGAUCUUGAAUCCAACGACGAGCUUGGUUGCUAA
Messenger RNA from Trichophyton benhamiae CBS 112371, 816 nucleotides. RefSeq lists its product as uncharacterized. Lineage: Eukaryota; Fungi; Ascomycota; Eurotiomycetes; Onygenales; Arthrodermataceae. The record is from RefSeq and is a predicted model, not a curated record. Gene Ontology annotation, molecular function: RNA binding; protein binding. The transcript has 2 exons. Bases 1 to 816 code for a protein of 271 amino acids. Gene Ontology annotation, biological process: spliceosomal snRNP assembly. Gene Ontology annotation, cellular component: SMN complex.